Messenger RNA from Caenorhabditis sp. 36 PRJEB53466, 228 nucleotides. The record is from the annotation of a GenBank genome assembly. NCBI's taxonomy places the organism in Eukaryota, Metazoa, Nematoda, Chromadorea, Rhabditida, Rhabditidae.
AUGUCGAGCCACAAACAAGAGCCACUGGAGGAAGGAGUUGAUCAAUUGACUCAGUUCCGCGAGCGCUGCGCCGACCACGUCGCUGACUUUAAGUCCAUUCUCGAGGAGUGCAAUGACCGCGUCAACUCGCGCUCCAACACCGAGGAGACCUGCCACCAGGAGAUGACCGACUACGUCCACCAUCUCGACCACUGUGCCAUGCCAAAGGCCUUCGCUUCUCUGAAAUAA